Messenger RNA from Spodoptera littoralis (African cotton leafworm), 1077 nucleotides. The record is from the annotation of a GenBank genome assembly. Lineage: Eukaryota; Metazoa; Arthropoda; Insecta; Lepidoptera; Noctuidae.
AUGUAUAAUGAUCAGAGCCGCCGUUGUGCUUUGUCACUGUGUUGUGUUCAUCGAUUACGGCUGCCUGCUACGGAUAUUUCCAAGAUGGUGGAAGUGAAGGAAGCUGCCCCAGUGGCUGGAGAGCCAAAGCUCAGCAAAAGUCGGGAAGCGAACUGGCCAGCGGUUCUUUUCUUCAUACACAUUCAUCUGCUCUCCCUCUACGGAACAUACCUGUUACUCUUCGAAGUCAAAAUGAUGACAUUGCUGUUUUUUAUACUGCUAACAUCUGUGGCAUUAUUGGGCAUGACGACUGGAGCACACAGGUUGUGGGCACACCAAACUUACCAGGCUAGCACUGGACUAAAAAUCAUGCUCAUGCUGUUCCAGACUUUAGCUGGAGUUGGUUCCAUAUAUGACUGGGUGAAAUACCACAGAUUCCAUCAUGCUCACUUUGCCACGGAUGUCGAUCCUUACGACUACAACCAGGGCUUCAUUAACUCACACUUAGUAACUCGUUUGAGGAAACUAAGUCCUCACCAGGAGAAGUUGAUGCAAUCAAUUGAUAUGUCUGACCUUGAGAAAGAUUCCGUGGUUAUGUUCCAAAAGAAGUUGUACUGGGUCCUUUACGCUAUAAUCUUUGUGCUGCUGCCUCUGAACGCUCCUCUCGAGUACUGGGAUGAUUCUAUUCUUUGUUCAGCAUUCGUCAUCGGUUUCCUUCGCUACCUGGUCGUCCUUCAUGGCUCCUGGUUGAUUGAGAGUGCGAUAUCUGUUUGGGGAUUGAAGCCUGGUGAAAAAUCACCACCGGACUCAAACGCAAUAUUUAUUUUGACCAAGUCAUUCUGGCCUCAUUACCACUACCUGGUGCCAUAUGACUACAAAUCUGGAGAAUAUGGAACUUAUGAUAGUGGUUGUUCCACGGCGUUCAUUCGCGUAUGGGCAGCUCUUGGUCUAGCAACUAAACUACGCACAGUUGAAACUGCAUCUAUUCAAAAAGCUCUAGCUGAUGCUGCAAGGACCAAGAAGGACCUCAAAACCUGCAUAGAUGCAGCUGUCAAUAACCAACAGCUGCCUGAAGAACAUUAUCUUAAUAGAGCUUAA